Messenger RNA from Haliotis rufescens (red abalone), 4123 nucleotides. Its product is annotated as organic cation transporter protein-like. Gene Ontology annotation, cellular component: membrane. Gene Ontology annotation, biological process: transmembrane transport. NCBI's taxonomy places the organism in Eukaryota, Metazoa, Mollusca, Gastropoda, Lepetellida, Haliotidae. Gene Ontology annotation, molecular function: transmembrane transporter activity. Bases 333 to 2048 code for a protein of 571 amino acids. The record is from RefSeq and is a predicted model, not a curated record. The transcript has 10 exons.
UUUUUUAAAGACAUGUUAUACAAUCAUUUCACACCUUGACAUGCGAUAUAUAAUAACAAUAUAAUGAGGUCAGGUUUGUCUUAACAAGCUUUACAACUAUAUGACCUUUGACCCAUAUAGAACAUCAGUGAUAACGUUAUACCACGCGUGAUAACAACAUUGAGGGUUGAGGCCAUUCUCCUAUAGGAACAAGGUUUGCAUUUAUGCAAUGAUUGAUACACGUUGCUAUCUGGACGUGUAGAUUGUAAAAGGUUACAAAUUGUUUCAACUGAAUAGAGUUCCCUCGCACUUGCUGACCCAAAGUCUGUCUUGCAUGUGGCCCUUGAAACACGAUGAAGUUCGAUGAUGUUCUCCGCCAUGUUGGCGAGUUCGGGUCGUACCAGAAACGGAUCUAUUUUCUUCUAUGUCUUCCUGCAAUUACGCAUGGUGCCCGGAUGAUGGUUAGCGCUUUCCUGCAGUACGUUCAGAAACACAGGUGCGCGCUACCAGGCUAUGACAACGACACGUACGCUAUUCAGUCGGAGUACCACAACGACCUCAUCAACUCCACCAUCCCCUACAGCUUCCAAGAUGGUAACGUGAUAUAUGACAAGUGCCAUGUGUUCACGAACGCUUCAGGUACGAUGACCAGAGUCCGGUGCAACCGUUGGGUGUAUGACAAGAGUUUGUUCCACCAAACUGCAGUGUCAGAGUACAACAUGGUGUGUGAAGACGCGCUUCUAACGUCCCACUCACAGAUGUUGUUCAUGGCUGGCUUUCUGGUGGGAGUCUUCAUCCUUGGGGCGUUUGCUGACAGGUAUGGACGGAAGCUUGCCAUCUACGUCUCAAUGGUCAUCAACCUGGUGUCUGGGAUAGCCAUGGCCUUUGCCCCCAACUUCUACGUGUACGUUGUGCUGAGGUUCCUGCUGGGGGCCUCCACCUCUGGCUACUUCACGGCGGCCUAUGUGCUCGGUCUGGAGAUCGUUGGACCAUCCAAACGCAUCUGGGCAGGAAUGGUCAUCAAAUACUUCUUCGCUAUUGGCCUUCUCCUGAUUGACGGACUGGGUUUCGUGAUAAGAGACUGGCACCACAUGGAGCUUACUGUCACGUGCAUCGUCGCUGUCUUCCUUCCUUAUUGGUGGAUAAUCCCCGAAUCUCCAAGAUGGCUCAUCACACAGGGCAGAAUACCGGAAGCGGAAGCGAUCAUCCGAAAGGCAGCUGAGGUCAACAAGGUGAUUCUCCCUGACAAGCUUUGUGCAGAAUCGGAAGAGACUUCUGAUGAAAAGGCAGGAAACAUCACUUCUUUCCUGCAGCUGUUCACGUCUUCAGUGAUGUUGUUUAGAACUCUCAUCAUAUUCUUUAACUGGCUAGUGACCAGCAUGGCGUACUAUGGACUGUCCCUCAACACACAAGACCUUGGUUCGGACAACUUCUUUCUGACCUUCUUCCUGGCCAGCUUGAUGGACUUCCCCGGGGUGACCUUGUGUUUGUUUCUGCUGGACCGCGUGGGCAGGAAGGUCAUGAUGUGUGGGUCCAUGCUGAUCGGCGGGGUCGCCUGCCUCCUCACCAUCUUUUCCAUACUCUACCUUGGGGAAUCGUACCAAUGGAUCACAAUCACGCUGGCGAUGAUCGGAAAGAUGGGUACUGCAAUGUGCUUCGCCGUUGUCUACGUCUUCUCUUCGGAACUCUUCCCCACCGUUGUGCGCAACGUCGCCGUCGGCGCCAGCUCUUCCUGGGCAAGAGUCGGUGGGAUGAUUGCACCCUAUGUUGCAGAUGCGGGCAAAUUAGUGGGAGGAGAUUUCGGGAGAGCUCUGCCGUUGUUGGUGUUUGGGGCGGCGUCGGUGGUGGCGGGACUUCUGGCGCUGCUCCUGCCGGAGACCUUGAACAGAGAUCUCCCCGAGACCAUCGAAGAUGGCAUCGCCUUCGGCAGGAAACCACCUAACCCCACACCGUCAGUGGUAAUGACGGCCUAUCACCAGGACAACCACCCAGAGGAGGGCGCCAGGAAAGAUAAGACGGAUGAAAAAUACCCGGGGGAUGCAGACAAGCAACAUCAGCACGUGGCUUGAAGUAAACACGAGAUAAACGAUCCGAUUCUCGCGCCCAUGUACUCAGGAAUGACUGUGUGAGCUUUUUAUAAUAUCACGCCAGUACGGUAUACGUUAUCUUGGUAUACUCGUAUACUGGCAUGGUAUAUGUAUGGUGGUAUACUAGUACUAGCAUGCACAUGAAAUCGUGGUAUUUGCUGUCACUGCAAUUCCAUUAUUGUAUAUACUUACACGGUUUUUGUCAUUUAAGGACCAAGAUAUCAUGCAGUAAUGGACACGCUAUCGUGGUAUAUCAUGGUACAUCCUAGCAUUUAUAUCUUGUCACAGCUAACAUGGUACAUCAUGUUAUGGUAUAUGCCAUUAGGGUAUAUACUACGAUGUAUAUGCUGUCAUGGUAUAUGUUAUCAGAUAUAUAAUACCAUGGGUGAUAUGCUGCCAUGGUAUAUGUUAUCACUGUUUAUUCUACCAUAGUAUGUAUAUGCUGUCAUGGUAUAUGUUAUCAGGGUAUAUUCUACCACAGUAUGUAUAUGUUGUCAUGGUAUACACUAUCAGGGUAAAUGCUGUGAUGGUAUAUGCUAUCAUGGUUCAUGCUACCACAGUAUGUAUAAGCUGCCAUGGUAUACACUAUCAGGGUAAAUGCUGUGAUGGUAUAUGCUGUCACGGUAUACACUACCAGGGUAAAUGCUGUGAUGGUAUAUGCUAUUAUGGUAUAUGGCACCACAGUAUGUAUAUGUUGUCAUGGUAUACACUAUCGGGAUAAAUGCUGUGAUGGUAUAUGCUAUCAUGAUAUAUGCUACCACAGUGUGUAUAUGUUGUCAUGGUAUAUACUAUCAGGGUAAAUGCUGUGAUGGUAUAUGCUGUCAUGGUAUACACUAUCAGGGUAAAUGCUGUGAUGGUAUAUGCUAUCAUGGUAUAUGCUACCACAGUGUGUAUAUGCUGCCAUGGUAUACACUAUCAGGGUAAAUGCUGUGAUGGUAUAUAAUAUCAUGAUAUAUGCUACCAUAGUAUGUAUAUGCUGCCGUGGUAUAUGCUAUCAGGGUAAAUGCUAUCACGAUGUAUUCUACCACAGUAUGUAUAUGCUGUCAUGGUAUACACUAUCAGGUUAAAUGCUGUGAUGGUAUAUGCUAUCAUUGUAUAUGACAUCAAAGUAUGUCUAUGCUCUCAGGGUAAAUGCUAUCACGAUGUAUUCUACCACAGUAUGUAUAUGCUGUCAUGGUAUACACUAUCAGGUUAAAUAUAAAUAAUAUUAUACUAUCAUGGUAUAUGACACCACAGUAUGUAUAUGCUGUCAUGGUAUACACUAUCAGGGUAAAUGCUGUCAUGGUAAACAAUAUCAUGGUAUAUGCUACCACAGUGUGUUUAUGCUGCUAUGGUAUAUGUUAUCAGGGUAAAUGCUGUAAUGGUAUAUGCUACCACAGUAUGUAUAUGCUGUCGUGGUAUACACUAUCAGGGUAAAUGCUGUGAUGGUAUAUGCUACCACAGUAUGUAUAUGCUGUCGUGGUAUACACUAUCAGGGUAAAUGCUAUCAUGGUAUAUGCUAUCACAGUAUGUAUAUGCUGUCAUGGUAUAUGCUAUCACACACAUACUAUACAUGAAAACAUACUUCGCUUAAAGAAGGUUCUCCAAGACGCUAUAUGCAACUUUUUCAUAUUGGUGUUGCCUAGAUUUCUACUGCAGGGGAUGAACCUUACUUUUCUGACUAAUAUGAUGUUUUUUUAUAAUAGGAAUUAGUCUGUGGGAAUACAGAUGCUUAAACCUAUCGGGGCCAUGUACAAAGCAGUUAAUUAAAUGUGACAACGCAGGAAUUCACAUAACGAACCUACCAAUAGGACAGGUCAUUCGCGCUGAAUAUCUGAUAUUUGUUUUUUGUCUUAUAUCUGGUCUGUUCUGCUGGGUGACUGUAGUGCUGAGAUCAGUCUUUAUAGAAGGCAGGUUUCAGUUGGGUAGAUCUUUGUACAAAUCGUGGUACGGCAUAAAUUAUGAGAUCAAUGUAUUUACUAGCAACUACCAUCGACCAUUCACAUAAAUAUAAUGACAUUUCAAGUAUGAAAUUAUUUUGUUGAAUGUUUUACUCGGAAAUAAAGAUUUUACUCUCU